AUGUCGGAUGACAGCGUGGCUUAUAGUUCGCAGGCGGAAGCCUCGCAAGGGGCACCCAAGGCAAAGCAUCUUCGUCUCCCCAAUGGAGUGUACGCUCCCACUCUCGCCUUCUUUAGUCAUUCCGAGGACAUCGACACAGUAACUCUCGAGCAUCAUGUCACCAGACUGAUCAAAGCAGGGGUAGCAGGCAUCGUUAUUCACGGUUCUAUCGGCGAAGCAGUGCACCUGACGAGGGAGGAACGCAGCACCAUGAUCAGGUGCGCAGCCGAUACUAUCUACAGAGAGUAUUGCGACAGACUCAAGAAUACUCGCGCUCCAUUGAUCGCCGCGUGCGGUGCUCAGUCGACGCGUAGAACACUUCAACUCUAUCGAGACGCAGCCCAGAGCGGCGCGUCUCAAGCAUUAAUCACAGUUUCAAGCUACUACGCAUCUGUCGUCAACAAUGAAAUGAUCAUACAGCACUUCUACGAAGUCGCGGACAAAUCCUUCAUCCCAUUAAUCAUCGACAACUUCCCGGCGGCAGCCUCGGGACUAGAACUCGCCUUGGACGACAUUCUCCGUAUCGCGAAGCACCCCAACUCCAUCCGCCAGUGUCAUGUACUCGGGGCGAACGGAACGAUCGCGGGCCUCGCCAACUUCGCAACAUAUGCGUGCGUGCGUGUCAGGGGGCUCUCUGAUCGAGGUGAGUUCCUUGAGGCGCAGCAUCUACAGUCUGUCAAUGCGAGAGGGAACUCAGUCGUCACUGGCCUAGGGCUCGUGGGUAUUAAGGCGGUGGUCACUUUUUGGAAUGACUACGGAGGCGCGCCGCGGAAGCCCUGCUACCUGCCGCCGCUUGUUGAGGUCAUCAAAGUUUCAGAGGAGCUGAGUGAGCUGUUCCGAGCAGAGUACGAAGCGAAAGCGCCGGCUACGAGAUGUUGA
Molecule: messenger RNA, 918 nt
Organism: Colletotrichum lupini
Lineage: Eukaryota; Fungi; Ascomycota; Sordariomycetes; Glomerellales; Glomerellaceae
Product: dihydrodipicolinate synthase
Exons: 1
Coding region: 1-918 (305 amino acids)
Molecular function (GO): 4-hydroxy-tetrahydrodipicolinate synthase activity
Source: RefSeq, a predicted model, not a curated record